GUAUUCUCAUGAACGAAUACAAGACCCUGGCCAAAGAGCCAUGGGUGAACAUCGAGCUCAACGAGGAAGACAUUUUCCAGUGGACGAUCGGGCUCAUCGUCCUGAACCCAGAUUCUCUCUACUACGGGGGCUACUUCAAGGCGUCCAUGAAGUUCCCCAAGAACUACCCAUACUCUCCUCCCGAAUUCCGCUUCCUCCGCCCCCUCUGGCACCCAAAUAUCUACUCCGACGGCAAACUGUGCAUCUCCAUUCUCCACGCCCCAGGGGAUGACGAGAUGUCAGGGGAACUCGCCUCAGAGAGAUGGUCCCCCGCCCAGCGCGUCGAAUCCGUCCUCAUCUCAAUCCUAUCCCUCCUAGACGACGCAGAGGUGUCAUCCCCAGCGAACGUCGACGCAGGCGUCAUGCUGCGCAAAGAACCAGACCAGUACAAGGCGAUUGUGCGGAGCAAUGUGGAGGACUCGAAAAAGGACAUCCCAGCGGGAUUCGUCAUGCCCACUCACGAGACGACCGCGAAGCCCGUGAAGCCGGUCGAGAAGGAUGAUUCGGAUUUUUGGGCGGAGAGUGACGCCGACGACGAUGUGUUUGGGGGGAGCGACUCGGAUGAGGAUCUCGAUGUGGAUGACCAGGAUAGCGGUAGUGACUUUGAGGAUGAGGAGGAGCGGCAGCGGGCGUGACACCCUUUUUUCUCCUUUUUUUUUUGGCUGGGGUACAGCACUAUCUUGGAUUUUGGGCAUAGCGCAGGCGCACUGGGGGAACUUAGCCAGAAGCAUGAUCAUCUGUAUAUUCUUUUUCUUUCUUUCUUUAUCAACCUCGCCACUGUAUCCAGCAUCAUUAUCUGUCAUAUGCUAUGCAUAGUUCUUUCAGCACGUUAGAAUGGUAU
Messenger RNA from Aspergillus campestris IBT 28561, 880 nucleotides. RefSeq names its product putative ubiquitin conjugating enzyme (UbcC). Bases 9 to 674 code for a protein of 221 amino acids. Gene Ontology annotation, molecular function: ubiquitin conjugating enzyme activity. The transcript has 3 exons. The record is from RefSeq and is a predicted model, not a curated record. Lineage: Eukaryota; Fungi; Ascomycota; Eurotiomycetes; Eurotiales; Aspergillaceae. Gene Ontology annotation, biological process: protein polyubiquitination; proteasome-mediated ubiquitin-dependent protein catabolic process.